Molecule: messenger RNA, 441 nt
Organism: Fusarium odoratissimum NRRL 54006
Lineage: Eukaryota; Fungi; Ascomycota; Sordariomycetes; Hypocreales; Nectriaceae
Exons: 2
Coding region: 1-441 (146 amino acids)
Source: RefSeq, a predicted model, not a curated record
AUGCCGCCGCAGGCCCUGUUAAGAAUGCAGCUCUUAUGCAUUAACCCAGUAGGCCCUAAGAUUAAGGAGCUCGGCGACAAAAUCAACACUAAGUUCGCAGGAGUUAACGAGAGGUUAGGGGCUGCCACUAAGGGCGCCAAAGUCACGCUUGCAAGAGCCAACUCUGCCCUCGAGAAAGCCGAGAAGGCAAAGGCCGAUUCUGGCCAAGCACUUAACAAGCACGCUUCCGCUUCCUCCACAAUAGCCAACUUACGGGCUGAGGUCAGCGCACUCAAACCGCGUAACGCGACUGCAAGCACAAUCGCCAACCCGUUCGCUGGAAUCGGCGCGGACGCGGACUCCGUCGAUAUCAUGGACCUUCUCGGCACUCCUGAAGCUUCUCGACCUUCCAGCGCACAGAAGCCGACCACGACCAGGGCCACGGGUAGUCCGGCGCAGUGA